Molecule: messenger RNA, 1447 nt
Organism: Cladophialophora immunda
Lineage: Eukaryota; Fungi; Ascomycota; Eurotiomycetes; Chaetothyriales; Herpotrichiellaceae
Exons: 1
Coding region: 118-1290 (390 amino acids)
Cellular component (GO): nucleus; RNA N6-methyladenosine methyltransferase complex
Molecular function (GO): nucleic acid binding; methyltransferase activity
Source: RefSeq, a predicted model, not a curated record
ACCUUGUCUAAAUACCCGAAGACACAAGCUCAUGCAUGGUGCAUCAACUGCUCCACCUUGGCAAACAAAACACGAUGCGGAGCUCCAUCCCGUGCAUGUUUCACAUGAGCGCCCAUUAUGUCGGGGACGAUCCUUCACCGUAACCAAGCCACCACUGUUGUCCUGAUCGACAUCCCCCAAUCUAUUAGCGAUGGUCAACAAGUUCCCUACGCGCUUCGAUCGUCUCCAGCCCUUGCAAGCCCCUACCCAAGCACGGAACCGAAGGGAUGGAAGCGAGAGGCUAUGCUCAACAAAACAGCCGCUGACGAGCGGCUCUAUCACGAGUCCGUGCAAAGGGAGAUUCGUGCCGCAUUGAGCGAGAGCCGGACAUAUCUGCAUCGUCUGGGCGGGGCUUGGUACCGUCCACGCCACGCUUUGACCUCACAUCCUGACUCGGCUCAGUCACCAGCCCGAACAAGAAAUUCGGAGUGGUCUGCGAGCCCUGCUUUGUCCCAUGCGGCGGCGCCUGUGGUGUUGUCGACCACAGAAAAAAGCGACCAGUUUCACUCUCUUGAAGAUCUGCAAGGCACCAUUGUCUACAACAUCCGACCAGGGGCCGCAAUAAUUCAGGUUGGUGAUAUUGGUGACUUUGUUGUCCCUUCAGGAUCUGCCUUCCUUUGGGCAAGUCUCGAAUCAGGAUUUCCCGCUUUCCUCUCAGCCCGUCGAGAACUAUCACCCGAGAACAGGACCUUCGACAUCAUCCUUAUGGAUCCCCCCUGGCCGAACCGCUCAGUCCGCAACUCUAAUGCCUAUAGAACGUCGGAAGCUCAAGUUCAGGAUCCUUUUCUACGCACAGUGCGCAUUGUGGGAGAUUUCCUGGCUCCGCAAGGUCUUCUUGCCAUUUGGGUCACUAACAAAUCCUCUAUACGCGCUAGAGUAUUGCAGACAUUUCAAGCACUAGAUCUGCACCUCCAUGAGGAAUGGGUGUGGAUCAAGAUAACCGCCCAGGGUGUUCCCGUCAGCCAAAUUGAUGGUGUCUGGCGGAGGCCGUACGAGAUCCUACUGUUACUUCGGAAAGGCCAACCUCCUCAAGGCCCUGCACGAAAGGUCAUCGCUGCGGUUCCGGACUUGCAUUCGCGAAAACCUUGUCUAAAGAUAUUGUUGGAAGAGCAGCUCCCUUCAAAAUACAGUGCUCUUGAACUCUUUGCGAGAAAUCUGAUAGCCGGCUGGUGGUCAUGGGGCGACGAGGUGUUGAAGUUUCAGCAUGAAAGCCAAUGGGAUGGUUAUGAGCGGUCUGGGGUAGAAUUUUAGGACGUGAUUCUCGUGCAGCUCGGGAAAUUCGAGCAAGCAAGAGCGUUUCCGAGAUGGGGACAUCGGGGCCAUGUACUCGAUAGUGAGGACACGAGGCUGACUCCCGCAAGGCUGUGCACUUCCGCCAAUGAGAAACCCCAGGUGCCUGGAUCUCCCC